UAACAGAAAGGAUAUUUGAAGCCACUGCGCUCUCUGGUCUAUUCUCAAUCAGACGGGCAGUCGGUGGGGGCACGUCUGAUUAGAAAUCUACUUUUUAGGGACUCAAUUGACACAUUAAAGGAUUACUACGCAAGUGACCAAAUAAGGGAACGUGUAGCCUACUCUACACUUUGACCAAUAAUUAUUUAUUAUACGAGGUUCCAUACUUUGGAUGAGUAUGCUCUUUUUUUCCCAUUAUUGUACAAGAGCCUUUAAACAACUUUAAAGGUUUGUGUUUUCUCUGUUUAUAGAAAGUUUCUAAGGUUUUCUAAUAACCUCCGUUUUAGAAAACCUGUCAUCGCAAGGAAAAACGUUCGAUACACAAGUCGCUGCCACACAGCGGGAAUAAGGACAAAAGCAUCUGUACCAACAACACAGGCGGUGUUGCCGCCACACUUCAAAGCGAAAUAACCUGUUAAAUGUGUCAAUGACUUUCAUACAUAUUCUGCUUUGGCUAAGUGAACAGACAUCCUGAGCAAGAACCAACAAAAACUAAUUUGAACUAUUAUGCAUACAUAGCUAAUUUGUAACUGUUUAAGUUAAAGACUCCCUUGAACCACUACGCUAUUUAUUUUAUAAAGGAAGAAUAACUUUUGUCUGAAGCUCUCCAACCUCUAGUUUCCUCUACACCGCAUGUGUUUUUGCUGAGUUUACUGCACAUUUCGUGUUUCUUGACAAGCAAAGCACUACACACGAAGCUGGAGUUACCAUACCAUUGUUCUCUUUUGAAGAGCGGACCCCUUUGUCUUCCACGGCCAAGAUGAGUGUGAACAUCUCCUCGCCCGCACCGGCGCCUACUCGUCCCCUGCGGCUGAAGCGGCUGGAGCUGGAUGACCCUCAGGAUGACACGGAAGCCCUGAAAUGCAAGCGUCCUCGGCUGAGCCUUCCACCCUCGUCCCCUGGCCUGGCCCCCUGCCUAAGGCCCCUGAGCCACAGCGCAGACUCCGACCAGCACUGUGUGUCCUGCAUUGGGCCCUACGUCCUGCUAGAACCCACAGAGGGGACAGAGACCUACAGGGCCUUCCACAGGGUUACGGAGCAGGAGUACACCUGCAGGGUGUUCUCUAUGAGGCGGUACCAGGAGUUCACCGCCCCCUACGUCCGCCUGCUGCCCCACGACAACAUUUGCCGCAUCGCCGAGGUGAUAACAGGCGAGCACAGCGUCUUUGUCUUCUUUCAACGCAACUACGGCGACAUGCACUCAUACGUGCGCACAUGCAAGCGGCUCCAGGAGGAGGAGGCGGUGCUUUUCUUCCGCCAGAUGGCGGUGGCGGUGGCACACUGUCACGAGCAUGGGGUGGUCCUGCGCGACCUCAAGCUGCGCAAGUUUGUCUUCGUAGACCAGCAGAGGACCAAACUUGUUCUUCAGAACCUGGAAGACUCCUGUCUGCUCCACGGGGACGACGACUCUCUUACGGACAAGCACGGCUGCCCGGCCUACGUGGGCCCAGAGAUCCUCAACUCGCACCACUCGUACUCAGGGAAGGCUGCUGAUGUCUGGAGCCUGGGCGUGGUGCUGUACACCAUGCUGGUGGGUCGCUACCCGUUCCAGGAUGUGGAACCUGCCGCUCUCUUUAGUAAGAUCCGCCGGGGGACCUUCACAGUGCCAGAGUCGCUCUCAGUGCGGGCUAAGUCGCUGGUGUGCUGCAUGCUGCGUAAAGCACCCUUGGAGAGACUGGAGGCCUCAGAAUUGCUGCUCCACCCGUGGCUGAACUGUUCCAAUAACACAACACCUCCCAACAUGCACCUCAACCCCAGGAACUGCACUGACCAAGUGGUCCCCAACUACACAGAAGAUACUAAGGACACAGGCUGUUUCUAGAAUAAAAAUAAUAAUGACCUCUGUCCCAGUGAUGCAAGUAGAGCAGUAUCAUCUCCAUAGAGGGACUACUGGUAAUGCAGGGUUUUUUCCUACCUACCUGACACUUAAGAAACAUAACAUAGUCAUAUGGCAUUACAUAUUUCCAAAGUAAACCUCUUAUGCUAAUGUCUAACUGCAGUUUGGUAUCAAAGCAGUCAAAGCUUUGUUAAUCUGUUGUUAGACAUUAGCAUGUAUAGAUGUUGAAGUUGUGCUUUUGAAGAAGUUGUGAACGUGUUAUGCAGGGCCCUUAAUCUAAAUUGUUACCAAAUGUAUUAUAUAGUUCGGUGUCAUGAAGCAUGUAUUUGUUUAGGUAGUGACAUUGCGGUUACGCAAAGCAGUAACUACUAACUACUGGAUCUCCUGGCAAUGUGUAACAGACGCCUCCUUCGAGUUAGAUGUAUAUCUGCUUGUCAAGGGUCCAAUGCAGUUAUUUCCACACUGCAGUGUAACCUCAAGAAAAGCGCUUUUCAAAAGCUACCCAACUAUUGUGCUUUAACCAAUGGACAUUGUUUUGUUGACUCAAUGGGAAUAACAGGUGAAAACAGUCCUCGGGAUCCCUUGCCCCAUAUAGAAGCAGACUGUCUAGCAGUAUUCCCUUUUUGCUGGAAGCAGUAAUUUGACCCAUUUUUGAUUGUGAGCAACUCUGUUGGGAACACUAAAUUGAAGCUGUAUACUGAACAAAAAUGUAAACACAACAAUUUCAAAGAUUUUACUGAGUUACAGUUCAUAGAAGGAAAUCAGUCAACUGAAAUAAUUUAAUUUGUCCCUAAUCUAUGGAUUUCACAUGACUGGGCAGGGGCCCACUGUGGAGCCAGGCCCAGACAAUUAGAAUGAGGUUUUCUCCACAAAAGAGCUUAAUUACAGACAGAAAUAGUCCUCAGCACCCCCUCCCCCCUCAGACGAUUCCGCAGGUGAAGAAGCCGGAUGUGGCGGUCCUGGGCUGGCGUGGUUACAUGAGGUCUGCGGUUCUGAGGCCGGUUA
This is a messenger RNA of Oncorhynchus tshawytscha (Chinook salmon), 2881 nucleotides long. RefSeq names its product tribbles homolog 2. Gene Ontology annotation, cellular component: nucleus. Bases 800 to 1861 code for a protein of 353 amino acids. The record is from RefSeq and is a predicted model, not a curated record. Lineage: Eukaryota; Metazoa; Chordata; Actinopteri; Salmoniformes; Salmonidae. Gene Ontology annotation, biological process: positive regulation of proteasomal ubiquitin-dependent protein catabolic process; regulation of MAP kinase activity; protein phosphorylation. The transcript is spliced from 4 exons. Gene Ontology annotation, molecular function: mitogen-activated protein kinase kinase binding; protein kinase activity; ATP binding.